CGGCUGGUUGCCCGUCAAUAUUUGGGAAAUGGAUUUCUGGGUCGGGAGGACAUAACGGAAACCCAUACAGACCGCAGCGCACCGCAUCGGCGCGUGAUUGAAAAACGUAAUAAAAGGGCGCGUGGUCUGCGCGGUGGCAGCCGUCAUUUCUUCUGGACGCAGUCUUCAGUGGCGCAUGCCACUUCGGUCUCUGUGCCAUCGCUUUGAACCGGCUGCUCUGAUUUACUCGGUAGUGUUGAAGGUGUUAUUUAGAGAGCGAGCGAGUCUUUUUUUUUCUUUCUUUUUUAUUUAUUUAUUUUUUUUGUAUGUAUGUAUGUUUGUGUAUUUUGCGCGUGAAUCAACCGGCACAAUCAAAGACCAAGCAGGUCAGCGCGAGCUAGCAAGGGAAGACAGUGAGGCAGCUCGCGAGCGCUCAGCUAGCAGCUGUACGUUUCACUACCAGAGAUGGUCACGUCCACACCGGGGAUCCUUCUGCUGCCGAUGCUAAUAUGUCUCCAGCACAGUGUUAACGUUCACAGUACCAAGACUGACUGUGAAGCCAAUCAGUUUCAAUGUGGAAACGGGCGCUGCAUCCAGUCCGUGUGGCAGUGUGACGGAGACGAGGACUGUACCGAUGGCAGUGACGAGAGCUCAUGUGUCAGAAAGACAUGUGCAGAAGUGGACUUUGUGUGUCGCAAUGGCCAGUGUGUCCCAAAGCGGUGGCACUGUGAUGGGGAACCAGACUGUGAGGAUGGCUCUGAUGAAAGCUUAGAAAUCUGCCACAUGAGGACAUGCCGUGUGAACGAGUUCAGCUGCGGAGCAGGAACCACCCAGUGUAUCCCCGUGUCCUGGAAAUGUGACGGAGAGAAGGACUGCGACAACGGAGAGGAUGAGGUCAACUGUGGUAACGUCACCUGCGCCUUGAAUGAGUUUACUUGCAUCAGCGGGCGCUGCAUCUCUCGUAACUUUGUGUGCAACGGAGAGGAUGACUGUGGAGACGGCUCGGAUGAGUUGGACUGCAGUCCUUCCUCCUGUGGACCCAGUGAGUUCCAGUGUGGAAAUGCAUCCUGCAUCCCAUCCAGCUGGGUCUGCGAUGACGACGUUGACUGCCACGAUCAGUCCGAUGAGUCUCCAUCUCAUUGCGGCCGUCACCCGACACCGCCCGCCAAAUGCUCGGCCAGUGAAAUGCAGUGCCGCUCAGGAGAGUGCAUCCAUAAGAAGUGGAGGUGUGACGGAGAUUCUGACUGCAAGGAUGGCAGCGAUGAAGCAAACUGUCCAGCUGUACGUACCUGUGGGCUGGAUCAGUUCAAAUGCGACGAUGGAAGCUGCAUCCUGGGCAGCAGACAGUGUAACGGCAUCCGAGACUGUGCAGAUGGAUCAGAUGAAGUCAGCUGCCAAAACGCAAUUCAGUGUACCGGGCCAGAGAAGUUCACGUGUCGCAGCGGGGAGUGCAUCGAGAUGAGCAAAGUGUGCAACAAGGUCCGGGACUGUCCCGACUGGAGUGACGAGCCCAUCAAGGAAUGCAAUCUGAACGAGUGUCUCAUGAACAACGGCGGCUGCUCUCACAUCUGCAAGGACAUGGCGAUCGGCUUCGAGUGUGACUGCACACCUGGGCUCCAGCUUAUUGACCACAAGACCUGUGGAGACAUCAAUGAGUGUAUGAACCCUGGCAUUUGCAGUCAGAUCUGCAUCAACCUGAAAGGAGGAUACAAGUGUGAAUGCCACAACGGCUACCAGAUGGAUCCAGCUACUGGUGUCUGCAAGGCUGUUGGUAAGGAGCCAAGCCUGAUCUUCACCAACCGCCGUGAUAUUCGUCGUCUGGGUCUGGAGAGGAAGGAGUACACUCAGAUUGUGGAGCAGCAGAGGAACACCGUGGCUCUAGAUGCAGACUUUAACCAGCAGAUGAUUUUCUGGGCUGACCUGGGCCAGAAGGCCAUAUUCAGCACUGUUCUGGAUAAACGUGGGGAUGUUGGGACACACAAGACAGUGAUAGACAACGUCCAGACUCCAGUGGGAGUCGCAGUGGACUGGAUCUACAAGAACUUGUACUGGUCCGACCUCGCCACCAAAACCAUUUCUGUCUCCAACUUUAAUGGAACCAAACAGAAAGUUCUGUUUAACAGAGGCCUGAAAGAACCAGCCUCCAUCGCUGUGGACCCACUGUCUGGGUUUCUGUACUGGUCUGACUGGGGUGAGCCUGCCAAGAUCGAGAAGUCUGGCAUGAAUGGAGUGGACAGACGGGUUCUGGUAGCAACUGACAUCCAGUGGCCUAAUGGGAUCACACUGGAUCUGAUCAAAGGCAGGUUGUACUGGGUUGACUCCAAGCUGCACAUGCUCUGCAGUGUUGAUCUGAACGGGGAUAACAGGAAGAAAGUGUUGCAGUCUCCAGACUACCUGGCUCAUCCCUUUGCUCUCACAGUUUUUGAGGACAGAGUCUUCUGGACGGAUGGAGAAAAUGAAGCCAUCUACGGUGCCAACAAGUUUACUGGCUCUGAUGUGGUGACGCUGGCCAGCAAUCUGAAUGACCCCCAGGACAUUAUCGUCUACCACGAGCUGAUUCAGCUGUCUGGUACUAACUGGUGCACAGAGAGAGGUGAAAAUGGAGGCUGCAGCUACAUGUGUCUGCCAGCACCACAGAUCAAUAAGCAUUCGCCCAAAUACAGCUGCGUGUGUCCAGAGGGACAGGAGCUGGCUGCUGAUGGCUUACGAUGCAGACCAGACGCUUCUUCCAAAGGUCCCUCAGAGGAUGGUAGGAAAGCUCUAAUAAAGCCACCUCAAGAGGCAAAUGUGAGCACAUCCAUUCAGGUGGACUCCACAGCCAAGGGCUCUGCUGCUGCCUGGGCCAUACUGCCAGUCUUACUGCUGGCCAUGGCCGGAGCAGGCGGAUACCUGAUGUGGAGGAACUGGCAGCUGAAGAACCAGAAGAGCAUGAACUUUGACAACCCUGUGUACCUGAAGACCACAGAAGAAGACCUCAACAUUGAUAUCACCCGGCACGGUGCCAACGUGGGUCACACCUACCCUGCGAUUUCCAUAGUGAGCACAGAUGACGAUUUAUCCUGAUCCUGUCGAAGCUUUCGUCUCAUCCCCCCAUGGCUGCCUGUAGCGUUGUGGCGCCUCCUCAUUACCAUGCCAACGGUUGUCCGUAGCAGCAGCAGCCCUUACAGUGCAACCACAUGCCUUCUGAAGUGCAUUAUGUCAUAAUCAGUGGUGAAGAAGAAAUGUUAUUUGUGAUUCAACGAAUUGUCAACAAUUUUCCACUCGGCAGCCAAAGUAUUCAGGAUUUAUUUUCUUCUUUUUCUCAUUAUUUUUGAGCGACAGAUGUUUUCCUCAGAUGAAUUUCUCACUCCAAUUGGCCCUUUUUGAGGCUUUGUGUUCAGACUGGACAGUAAAACCAGGGAAUGUGCUGUCUCUAGUCAAACUGAGUUCUCAGGACCCAACUCUGAAGCACUGAGGACUGUGUGAGGGCUGAUGGGCGGCGAGAGCCGAGGCUUUAACUCAUUCUUUACUUCCUUAAACUUAACAGGUUCAGAUGUGAAUAUUUAUGUAUGCUCUUGUUUUGAAAGCUAAAUAUAAGUUUUCUGUUAAAUGUUGACGGCACUUUCUCCUGAGUGCUUUCUUACAGGCCGUUUUCUCAACCAUUAUUAUUAUUAUUAUUAUUAUUAUUAUUGCUAUUAUUGCUUAUUAUUAAUGCUUACAGCAUUUGUAAACAGUGUAAAUAUUCAUCCCUCAGACAUGACUGUCAAUCAGGACUCUUCGAUGCACUUUGAUCAAUGUUCCUUGUGUAAAUAAGAUUGUAUACAUUGACUUGAAACUGAUCUUUUUUUGCUAUGGCCGGGGGUCUCACCAGAGCUCAGAUGUAUUUAAAAAGAGGAGAAACAACUGAAUUUGGUAAAAACUAUUUUGUAUGUUUGUGUGCUGUUGCUGUGAACUUUUUAUAGCCCUUUACAGUGAGGGAAGGGACACUAUUAAAGUUUAAAAGCUCUGUAUCUGUGAAGAAACUUGAUUCACAAAAUCACUUUGAAAUUAAAACUUAAUCUAGUGUUGUUCACA
This is a messenger RNA of Melanotaenia boesemani (Boeseman's rainbowfish), 4032 nucleotides long. RefSeq names its product very low density lipoprotein receptor (gene vldlr). The record is from RefSeq and is a predicted model, not a curated record. Gene Ontology annotation, molecular function: calcium ion binding; protein binding. The coding region runs from base 445 to 3042 and encodes 865 amino acids. NCBI's taxonomy places the organism in Eukaryota, Metazoa, Chordata, Actinopteri, Atheriniformes, Melanotaeniidae. The transcript is spliced from 20 exons.